UGAAAACACAUUUUGACAUUUCUCUCUCUUUACUUCCUCAAUCGUUUCAUGGUAUCAGAGCUCAGAUCUCUGUUUCUCCUUUCUUUCUUCCCUAAAUUGAUUGGAAGCUCAAUCGAUUUCUUUCUUCAGUUAGGUCAAACAAAAUCCCCAAUUUCUAGGUUUGAAUCGUUGUGAUUUUUUUUGAAAUGGCGACAAAUAUCACACAAUUUCCUGUCUCGAACAUCACGAAUUUCGUUUCUACUCAACUGGAUGGAGAGAAUUAUCUAGUGUGGCGACAUCAAUUCAAAACUAUACUUCAAACCAUGGAUCUGGAGAAAUACAUUGAUUCAGAUACUUCUCCACCUGCAUCUACUUCACCAGAUUUCAUCACAUGGAAAAAGAUGGAUGGAUACGUUCAAGCAUGUAUUAACGCCACUCUUCAUGUCUCUGUUGCUCCCAUGGCGAUUGGAAUUAAAACCGCAGCAGAAAUUUGGAAAUUACUUGAAACUUCAUACUUACAGCAGGCUUUUGCAAAGAAAUCUCAAUUGAGAAGUGAGUUACAGAGUAUAUCUCAAGGUGAACUUUCUAUCAGCUUAUAUUGUGAUAAAAUAAAAAUUCUUCAUGAGCAACUCAAAUCAGUAGGCGAUUUACUAUCUGAAUCAGAUCUUGUUCUUCAUUGUCUCCAUGGUCUUAAUGCUGCAUUUGAUAAUUUUGUUAUGAUGAUUGAAAACAAUGAUACACCACCUUGUUUUGCCACAUUACGAUCAAAACUACUCAUACAUGAACAAAGAAUAGCUAGACAAUCCAAAAGAACUUCUGAUUCUCCUAAUGCCAUGAAUGCACUAGUUUCAAGUCAACUUCAGUCACCUAGUGCUAUGAAUGUCACAGUUUCAAAUCAACCUCCUCAUGUUGAAAAAUCAACUGUGAUAUGUCAAAUUUGUCAUAAAAUUGGACAUGAUGCAAGUGUAUGCUUUCAUUAUCGUGGGUUUCCACAAAAUCGAGGAGGAAGAAGAGGUGGAAGAAAUAAUUUUCGUGGAAGAGGAAGGUCUAACAGAGGAAAUUAUGGAAACUUUAAUGGAGGAAGUAGAGGUGGUUUUAAUGGUAAUUUUUCUGGAAAUAUGGUUGGAUUCACCAAUUAUGGAGAUUCUACACUGAAUCACAGUAGUGCUGAAAGGUGGAAUUGGGGAGAGAAUGCUAAUGUUGGUAUUCCAUCAUCACAGCAACAUCCACCUUAUGAUCCAAAUCAACCUGGUUUUAAUCCACAUCCUUAUAAUCAGCACACAAACAACUCUGUUCAGCAUGGUAAUGUUACUGGUUACUCAGCAUUUGGACCUGAGCAUUUUUCAACAUGGGCUUCAACAAAUCAAUAUUGGCCUUGUUAUGUUCACAAUCGAGAAUUGAAAAUAAAAAUUUUGCUGCAAAUAUGGGUUUAUCAACUGAUUGUUCCUUCUCAGAUACUUGUCAAAUGGUUGAGUCAUGGAUACCAUAUUCAGGAGCAACUACUCAUAUGACUCCCAAUGCCAAUCUUGUUCAUGGAGCUGUUCCGUACAAGGGUUCUGGAAAAUUAAUCAUUGGAAAUGAAUUGGGCAGGUCAGAUACUCUACCACAUUCCGCAUAGCAGCAGUAAUCUUUACUCCUUUGUUGCUGACAGUGCUUUGGAUGAUGGAGACAAAGAAGACGAUCUUUAUGACCAUGCACCACCGUUAGAAGGAGAUGGCGACCAUGAUGAUGGAGAUUACGACUAUGCCCCUGCAGAAUCAGAAGGAGAUGGUGACGACGAUGACUAUUGUGAAUAUGCGUUAGCAGCAUGA
Lactuca virosa is the source of this 1790-nucleotide messenger RNA. Lineage: Eukaryota; Viridiplantae; Streptophyta; Magnoliopsida; Asterales; Asteraceae. The record is from the annotation of a GenBank genome assembly.